Messenger RNA from Ochlerotatus camptorhynchus, 10323 nucleotides. RefSeq lists its product as uncharacterized. Lineage: Eukaryota; Metazoa; Arthropoda; Insecta; Diptera; Culicidae. The record is from RefSeq and is a predicted model, not a curated record. The transcript has a single exon. Bases 29 to 10171 code for a protein of 3380 amino acids.
ACCACAACUUUCGUUCUGAGCAAGUAAGAUGCUUCGCAUCAAAGAAGUUAAAAGGUACAACCAGCGUUUGGGAUUCCCAGCCGGGAAGGAAGUCCGGAUCAAGCCACUGGAACAGGGGGACUUUGCGCGUGGUCCCAUCUACGUCAAGUACGGUCGGGAACUGUCCAGGCAUGAUCCAUCGUCUACCCGGAUGACUUGGAACGCGACGGUCUUCGAUACGGCUGUGAACCAUCCGCAGCAACCGUGGACGGUGACCAAGACCGGUGGCAACAAGCCGUUGGUUUUGGCGGUGAUGAAAAAGGGAUUGGGUGCGUCGGAGGAAGACCCACCGAAGAAUAUGGUGACCAAGGGCGGCGAUGAUCUGUCCGAAGAUAACUAUCAUGAGGGAAAUUCCACGCUCUUCCUGGUCAAGUGUGGAGGAAAGGACUUUGCCGUUGGAUUGGAUGACUUGAAAGAUUUGAACUCGUUUGGGAUCAAUGCCGGAGGCGGAAAAUUGUCCCUAAAAGGAGGUAGCCCUGUUAUGGACGUUGCAGGCAGUAUUGUUCCAGUUGAGCAGCAGGACGGGUCGGUUACGUAUGUUGCUGUGAAUAACGGUGCCAAAUCGGUGAUGUACAAGUUGAAUGAGAAAGGCCUGCAGAAGUCGCAGAAAAUUGAGUUGAGAGUUACGACUAACGCUGAGAAGAUAUUGCUCACCAAGCAAGGUGAAAUAUUGCAUAUUUCACCUCAAGGAUUAAAUGUGUAUACGGAGGAAGGAAGUUCAACAAAAUUCAAAUACUUCUGUCCGUAUUUCUCAGCACCUGGUGGAUGGAGCCAACAGUUUGUCGAUUCGGUUACGUUGAUGAAUAUCGAAGGGAAUCGGGAAGCAUUAAUUGGAACCGGUCCCAAGGGCAUCGAAUACUUUCCGAUUUCUGAUAAGUGCAAGAACUAUGUGAUUGAAGGAUCGGACGAUUUCAAACACGCUUUGGUGGCAGGAGGUGCUACGAAAAACGGCAACCAAAUUAAGGUUCUAGGGUACUACAACGGUGAAUUGUCUGUGAUCACAUUGGAAGUUGAAGAAUUUGCUGAACCCAAAUUGAAUCAAGACUCAAUCCCCAAAGAACCACAGGAACGCAUGAAGGCAACGAAAAGUUCAAAGAUCACUGUGCGUAGUGGCAAUUCCAGCAAAUCUAUCCGUUGGCUUCGGGAUAGUCUGGAUGAAUCUAGCUUCAAGAACAUCGUCGAUAAACUGUCCGGAAAGGUGCAGUUUACUUUCCCAUUGAUCGACCUGCAAGAUCGCAUGGGACUUCCGAUCAAGCUGAUGGUGUACUACGGUGAAUCGGAGAGUGAAGAUAUGAGCGUUUUGGGUAGACACUGGACCUUGGGCAAGGAUUGUAUCGUGCUGGAUCAUGGGAAUACGGUGUUUGCAGAUAAGCAUGAGUACUUUCUGGUGAAGGAUCAGACGAAGGUAAAGCUGGAGAGGGAUUGGAUGAAGCCCUCAGCUGGAGGGAAGAUAGCAUUCUACAUAGCUGGUCACAAAAAUGUGAUGUUUGAGUACUCGGUGCAGGAUGAGAGGUGGGAGGCCAACGAUGGUAAGAUCCGGUACGUGUAUGGCAUCAAGAAUCAAGGCGUGGUAAGUGUUCCAGGUUGGAAUGAUUGGUACGGACCGUCUGCAAAGUUUGAUCAGACCAAAAAUCAUGCCAUCCAAUGGAAUUUGGUAGAAAUAAGCAGCGUUGCCUUCAAAGACGUUAAAAUUAAGUAUUCUUACACUGCACUCGACACAAACACAAAUACGAUGCACCUGGCUAGCAUAAGUGAUGGGGAUAAAACUAAUAUUAAAUUCAGCUAUAAAUCAAUCAAGGUGGUAGAUAAGCAACCUGAUUCGAGUUUGGUGAAGGAACAUUCAUUUAUCAACAAUAAGUUAUUGGAAAAGGUAGAAAUAGAAACUGUAAGCAUUUCUCAAUCACUGAAAAUAACGAGCACCACAAUUGAUUCCUUGCACUACUUAGAAAGCAUAAGUCAAGAAGGCGAUUCAGAUCCUGUUUUAAGAUUCGAAUAUAACAGAGAAGAUCAGUUGAAGCCAAGAGUGGCACAAAUUCAGUUGCCAUCGAAGGCAGUUCUAAACUUUCAAUAUACAAAACAGGCCAUCCAAACCGAUCAAUUCAUACAGGAGAUAGACAAAAUGGCCGAUUUGUACACAGGAAACGAGUAUUCACUGCAAAUUACGAAGCAGGCAGGUGAAACAAAUCUCAUCGUAAAUUUUAAGGAUUCAUCAGGCAAAAAUGAUUUCGUCAAAGAUGAAACCUUGCGUAUAGAAAGCUACCGAGGGUUCAAGAUCAAAUCCUACAGUCCAAUCAUGAAGCGGAACUAUUUCGCGGUGGUGGUAAGCUACAGCGAAAAAAUUGCAGCAAGAAAAGGUCAAAAAGAGGAAGACGAAAAAGAAGCUAUUCAUAACAAAAUCAACAUUUUCAACAAAGGCGACGACGACAGGUGGAAAAUGGACCCCGCAAAUCAGAAUUCUAGAGUCACUAAUGAUAAAAACUUCAAGUAUGAUUUUCAGGAGGACUCGUUCGUUUACUAUCACUCGAACAAAGUUCACUUCGAGUACCACAAAGCGGGAAGCCACGAAUGGAGUUACGCUUCACAGGAUAUUGGUGAAACUUUUGCUCUUUCAUUGAUCAAUAGAGGAGCCAUCUAUUGGAAAGGUGACCUCAUGAUGAUACGAUGGGAUGCCUCAGGAAACUCUAGGCAGACAACUCUCAGUGAUCCAAAUAGUAAAGCCAGUGCAUCGGACAUUGGCUCAUUCUAUCGGUACAUCGCUGUUCAAGGAACCUACGCCGAAGACGUCGAAGGAUCUAAGAAAGAAGUAGAUGAUUACCAACGGGAUCUUACGGAGUCACUAUUAAGAAAUGGGCUUGUUGUGUACAACAAUCUGGUUGCACUGAGGACGGUCAUGUUGAGCUCACUCGGAAAAACUUCUAUCAAAGUGUUUCUCUAUCUGUUGAAAGGAGACUACACCGUCUCAAGCAGAUCUUCGAUUGAGAUGGAGGGUGAAGACAUCACUAAAUUCAACCUUACAUUAGACGUGUUUGACGAAUACAAAACAAAGGAUACCAGCCAACUGGACAAGUAUCGAUUUGAGUUCAAGAAAGAGAGCGACAAGUACAAGCUGAAGUUCACUGGAGCUACGGAUAUGAAUAAUAAACCAACUAACCCUUCAACAGAAAACCAGCAGCUCAUCGAGCAAUACGAACGGCGCAUGAAAAUCCCCUUGGACUUCGAGAAGUACAUGAUGCAGGUCAACCACGACGGGAUCAUCCUUAACAAUCAUCAGAUCAUACACAAUAACGGAAAAUUCGAAACCAAACCUUUGGACCGUGACACUUUGAAAUUGACGAAAUUCCGGAUUCCACUUGGUACUUUCUCCAACAUCAACAAGGUCUCUGAAGCCGGCGAUAUAAAGUUUUGUACCAAAACUGAGCAGCAAAAAUCGGAAAACUGCGUAAGUUUGGACAUCAAUACCGCACAGAACUUGUCGAUCAAGUAUCCGUACUACCUUGUGACGCAGAAGCGCAACGACAUCAAAGUUCUGCCGCUCAAGAUUAACAGUCGUGGUUGGGAAGAUCCGGUAGACUACAAGGGAGAAAUACUUCAUGGAUCAACCAGCCAUUCAGUUUUGGUGACUACUCGGAUCAGCGACAAAAAGACCAUCGUGAGACCGUUGAAAAGCUUGAACAAGAAAAACAGCGCUUCCACACAGGUCAUUUCGGCCGAGAAACUAUCGACACCGUACGACGAUUACCAGAUCAAAUACGAGUACUCCAACCCUGUGGUGUCCAUGAAUGAGAUCGCCUUCAAGACGACAGUGGUCAUUCCAGGUGGGGACAAGAAAGUCACUGGCUAUUACAAAGAAAAUAGCAACCUUCAGGCCAAUGAACAAAUAGUGCAAGUCAUGACGGCCGACGAUCAAGUGUUCGAUCCGGAAUACGUCAAACGCAUGAACGAAAUGAAGGAGGAAGAGAAUAAGCAACGAGAUCGUUCACAGCUUGACGAGGAGCAGACUGUCACCGACAAAAGCGGCAAGCAUCCAAUUUUGAAGGUUACUCCAUACAGCGUCAGCCAGAACCUAGUUCACUUCAUCGGAUUCGAAGACUACGAAGACACUAACGGAUGGACCGUCAAUCGAAAACCCUUAUCCGAUUCAGGCAGCAUUCGCCGAAAUGAGUUCUCUGCAACUGGUAGAAACUUCUUACUUCUGAAUAACGGAGAAGAAUUGUCCAGAGAGCUUCCCAACAUGCCAUACUACGAUAUCUUCAUUGCCAGUGCCUGGAUACGAACGACACAGGAGCUGGUCGUCGGUAGUCCUACAGACAUGAUUUCAAUCUACGUAGACAACCGACAAAUCAAAGGCGCCAUCAAGCAAAGUAUCGACGAAUGGAUCCAGGUUGAAGCUGCGACGACUUCCAUCGAAGUUACUGGAAGCAAUUCAGUGAAAAGGGUCACACUGAAAGUAGUCGUCAAACCGACCGGAGCUAAUACCAUUCACGUGGAUCACGUUAGAAUUUCCCCGAUGAACUUCAAUCUGGAAGCCAACGUCUACGAUUCGCACAUUGGUCAGCGAACUGCUCAGAUUCAAAACAAUGGGUACAUUUCCCGACGGCUGUAUGAUGUGUAUAACCGGCGAGUUGCCGAGGUUGAUGAAAAUGGAAACAUCAAAUAUAUGGCGAGCUAUUCCAAGCGAAUUGGGAACAAGAAAUCUACAAGCAAGCAGGAGGGAGGCAACAGCUCUAGAGUGCAAAUUCGGGCCAAGAGGAGCUGGUUGGAGUCAUUUUCUCCGUAUACUGUGGAAAAACGAUGGCAAUUUACGGGGGGUUCGACCGUAGAACCGUACAGCAUUGCUUUGCAAGGCAAAAUGACCUUCGGCUAUCCAAUUUCUGCAGAAUCAAUUUGCGUUCGAUUGGUGUACAGUUUGGCCAACAAUGCGCAGUUAUCGAUCAUGAUUGGGAAAGUUCAAGUUACAAUCAAAGCUAAUGCCGUUCAGUAUAAAGGAGCUUCCUAUUCCAGUCCAAGCAGCGCUGAGAUCAUUGUCUUUGUUACACCAACAUUUACCAGUAUUUGGGUGAACGGGCACCUUGGCAUGGAAACCUCAGAGAGCAGCGUGAAGUUCAGCAAUGAAACAAUCUCCUUACAAGCUACGGGAUCUGUUGAAGUCAAAGACCUAAUCAUCAUGGAGGACGCAGAGAUUCAGGUGUCCUACAUGAACCGCGAUUCCAAGCCGAUACAAGAGAUCCUAUUGCUUGACUCGAGCAACAUUCUAAUCCGCCAGAUGAGCUACGAUGUCAUUGGACGAAAGGUCGCUGAAACGGUUUGGGUUCAGAAAUCGCUUGCUGAUCGUAGUGCAGGUGGCUUCAAGGCUCUCAAGUAUCAUGACGAUUUUGUGUCCAACGACAAUCCUGCCAGUCCGGAUUACUUCCUCAAAUCUGGACCAAUGAAAGGCUUGGUGUCUGUCACCAACAAUAUGUAUGAAGGAUAUCCGUAUAGUCAAAUCGACUACUAUGGAAAUCCCUUGGAAGUUCGCCAUAAGAUCGGUCAACCUGGAAAGCACAACUCGGUUCGAGGUAAUUAUGCACAAGAAUAUUUGAUAGCUUCCGAUUUGCCUUUCAUUCAGAAGUUCUACCCGAAGGAGGAAGGAUACCGCCAGGAACAGGAGAAGUCUCCCAACGGAAAGAAGCACGUUGUUGUGUACAAUCGCAGAAACAAAAAGGUCGCCGAGUACACCCAGGUCAAAGACUUCAACAAUAUUCUGACUACGUACGUCUACGAUAAGCAUGGCAAUCAGAUUCAGAUGCUUCCACCAAGUUACUAUAGUGAACAACUGAAAAGCACCCAUCAAGGAUUUAAGCCGGAAAAGACAGUAGUCCAGUCGCCCUGGGCAGUUGAUUCAACGUACGACGAAUCCGGAGAACUGAUUGCAUCCAAAGUAACACCGGAUGGAGGCCGAGUUGAUUUCAUCUACAACGAAUACAACCAACUUCGCUAUCAGCUGCAUUACGGAGAAAACAGAAAGGUAGACAAGAUCGUCUACUUCCUGUACAACGUUUUCGGGCGAGUAUGUGAAGCUGGACAGGUGCUGGCUACUCCAGAUAUCGAAAGACAAGUACGCGAGACCACGAAAACUCAUCAACCACUCCCGAAACGUGAUUCAGCCGUAUACUUUGACUACGGAGAAACUGAGCCUGAGCCAUCGUUGCGUGGCCGAAUACAACGAACGGUGAAGAAAAACACGGAUGUCACGUUCAGCGAAGUGCUGUUUUUCGAUGAAGAGGGCAACGUUAUUCGCAAGAGCUAUAUUAGUCCAACGUCUAAUGAAACAUUGUCUCUAGAGUAUCUGCAGGAGAACGACAAGGUUUCCGGAAUUCAGUAUCCAUUUGGAGUGGAUGGACAACAGUUGGUUCUUAAGUUCCGGCACAAUUUGAGAGGGGAAAUCAUUGAAGUGUCCAGGAUAAACCGAAAGUCAAAGGACCAGGUUGAAUACAUUCCCAUUGCUGGUAUAGAUCAUGAUGCUGAAGGGAAAGUGACUGGAAUUACUCAUCAUUACGGAAAGAAUAAAUUCGGUCAAGCCUAUAAAUAUGUUGCUCCUGGAUAUUUGGCGGAAAUUCAGAAUGAUUACCUAACGGAGAAGUUGUACUACACGGAAAAAGGAUAUGGAUGUGAACCAACCGGAGAUGGCAGCAUUCUACGAACCGAGUUCAAAGCCAGUUGGCAUGAUAAGUGCGAUCAGAACUUGAUUCCUCUGACGGCCAGAGCAUUUGCUUCGAAUACGAUCAACUUCAACGUUGCAGAGACUUGUUUCGAUGCCUUGUUCGAUUUGGGUUAUAUCGAUACAAAGGGCCGGCCCGUGAAGACGUUUUAUCCGGAUUUGGAAACAAGAGUACCGUGGAAAUGCGCAACGGCACCUACUUGGAAACACAUUUCGGAAAUGCUGCUGGAAAAGGGCUACCCAGAACACUACGGACAUGCGUAUGACUACGGAAGUCAUGGAGAACUAGUUUCCGCCAAGAGUUUUGUUGGGCAGGAGAAGGACAACCUGGAUCCUCCUUUGUCAAAAGCCGCACUAUCAAAGGCUGGAUUCCGAACAACACAGGAUUUGGAUAAUUUCUGGAGCGAGCUCAACAAAGGCAUCAGGAAGAUUGAAGGCACCAGAGCACUCUUUGAAGGAUCUCACCAGCUGUCCAGUGGAUCCUUAGGAUCAGUGAUUCAUAGGCAGAAACUGAAUGCCAUACUGGAAGGUAAGGGUAGUGAUCCAUCAAUAUGUUCUACUUGGACGAAUGGUGAUAAGCUAGAGGAAGGAAAAUGCAAGAAAGAUUUCCAGUCAUUGUUCAACAAUCUAAAUCUCAAAGGAAUACUUACGAAACUAGACAGAAACCUACAGCCAAAGGUUUUGCAGAUUCUGAAGAGAAGUCUUGCAACUGUUCUGGGAAACUCCCCCGGAGACGUGGAAUCAUUCUCCAUCGAUCCAAAUGGCAACCAUGGUGUGUUCUAUACAGGAUUCAAACGCUUCGAGCUGAAGUACAAACCAAGAAAGAAUCAAAUCGAUACAAUCAAGGAAGGCAAGCAUGAUCGAGUGAUCGUACAUGACAGCGAAGGCAACGUGGUCAAAGCACUUCACAAAAACAUCGAAAAGAUUGAAUACGAUCCACUGACACAGCGAGUCUCCCGCAUUGAGUUGACCAACAAAUCUUUGGUGCUGGAAUUUGGCUACGAUUUCCGGGGUGAACGAACUGUGAAGCGCGUUCGCAACAAGAACAAUGAAGUAAUCUCGGAGCUCUACUACGUCCGGGACAACAAAGGAAACGUUUUGGUGGAAUACAAACAGGAGUACCCCAACCCGAAGGAGCCGAGCAAGCCCAUCAGUACGGUCACUGCUUACAUUCACGGUCCGCUGGGUCUUCUCGGGUUCUUCCGCAACAACAAGUACUACAACGUCCUUCUCGAUCACGAAGGCUCCACACGGCUCGUCAUCCACAAUGGCAAAGUAGUUGCUGCCUAUGACUACCUUCCGUACGGGCAAAUGAUUCGCAAGUACGGAUCCAACCCGGAGGCUCACAUUGCCUUCCGCUACACCGGACAAGAGUUUGACGAAGAAACUGGCCUCUACAACUACCAUGCCCGUAUCUACGACCCGGAUAUAGGUCGUUUCUUCCAGAUGGACCCCAUGGAACAGUACGCUAGUCCAUACAAAUACGCUGGUAACUCGCCCGUCUCACAGAUCGAUCCGGACGGUCAAAUCGCUGUCACCUUAAUAUUGAUGAUAGUUGGUGCGAUUGUUGGAGCUUAUCUGGGUGCAGCCUCGGCAAACAACAGUUGGAACCCGGCCAAGUGGGCUUGGAAUGAUAAGAAGACCUGGAUUGGCCUGUUCGCCGGUGCACUGAUGGGAGCAUUCGCAGUGUACGGAGGAGCAGCAUCCUUUAGCUACUUCACAGCUAUGUUUGGUGGUUCCAUGAUUGCAGGUGCGUUGGCCACGGGAGCCAUUUCGGUGGCCGGUGCUUUCCUUGGGGCGGCCGCGGCUUCUAACGAGUGGAAUCCAGCCAAAUGGGAUUGGACGUCACCGGCCGUAUGGAAUGGACUUUUCACGGGAGCGUCGAUAGCCGUUACUUUCCCAUCCGGAUUUGUUGGAAUCACACGCAGCUUCCUCUCAAUAUCGACCAACUUGGUUAGAACGAUAUACGCGACAUUGAUGUUGGGUGGAUUCUUGCUGCUUGUUUGGCUUGGUGGAAGUAUGGCAAAUCAGUUCAAUUUCCAAAUGUCCGAAUGGGACUGGAAGAGCCCUCGGACAUGGUUCGGGAUGAUAGAAGGUGCAUCGACCAUCUUCAUGGGAGUUGGUGGCACAGCUAAACAUGGUGCUAGCAAGAUUCACUACGUAGUUAAACCUGGUAAUAUGAAGGUGGCUUGGCACAGGAUCAACAUCCCAGCUAAGUCUUUCACAUUACGGAAGGUGAAGGAUACAGUCAUUGUAACAUGGUACAAAAACGGUCAAGCAGUAAGUAAACAGAUGCUGAAGACUACUGUUAGGGCAGAUCUGGCGAAAAUUCCCAAGAACUCAGUGGCUUUGCAACGGACCUUCUUCAUGCCGUAUCAGCGGCUGGCCUACGCAGCAAUCACGGCACCCGUAUUGGCCGGAGCAAUGUUUAGACGCUACCAGGAUCACUUUGCCAACCAUCCCAAUGGGACUCUGACGAAACCGGUCCGGCGGAAGCGGUUCGCUUCGAUGGCAAACUCAGCGGCCGGACCCGGUGUUUCGAGUUUUUUGAACGAUCUCUUCAGCGAUGUAUCGGAUUUCUUCAAUUCGUUCUUCAUCCACACGGAGAAUCAACAGGUCUUUGAUUCGGAUCGAUCAAUCGGGCUCGCAAAGAAGUAUGAUAAUCGUCCGCUGGAAGAUCUGCCUAGCAGGUCGUUUCAAAAGCUGUGCUAUUCUCCGAAUGUCGAAGGCAAUCAAAUAAUUUGUCCCCAACGUGAAUCCACGGUGAAUGUCUUCUCCAAACUCCCGGCAUUCGAACCUGAAUUAUUCGGACAAGAUUCGUUCGGCAAAUGUAUGCCACUGACGUGGCAUGAUCGGCCUUCGAUCGUAUGCGAUGGGCAACAGACGACCUUUGUCUACACGCCUGUUCAGAGCCUUAGGGUGUUUGAUUUGGUGGAUGGGUGGUUGAUGCUCGCUAGAAUCACUCCGGCUGCAGUUCGGAACGUGACGGCAGGGUUCAGCUUCCUGAAGAAUGUGUUUAUCGGGGAGUGUAGAGAACGAGCUUCUCCGAUGAGACAUCGGAUGGAUCGUUGCAAACAGCAAUUGGAAUGCAAAUUGCUUGCUCUGAAGGAUGCGAUGGUGGGCAAGAAACCAUCCGAAGUGCAAUGGGCUGAGCCUAUUGUGAGCGAUUUGGAAGACGACAUUGGGGAGUUUGUACGAAGCAAGAACUCAACUCAAGAGGACUUUGAAUUGCUACAAGAGAGGUUGAGUUCCCUGAGGGAAGAUGUUAUGGAGGAAUCUGGUUUUGAUCAUGGUUUGAACAUGACCGCAUUGUUAGGGGAAAUGCUAAAGCGAAUGAAUGGUCAGGAUGUAGUUUUCAAUUCAGCUGCUGACUUGAUUUCGUUCAAGGAAGCACCUGUCUCGUUUGUUUUACCAGAAGGCCAUUUACUGAGGUAAUGCAUUUGAAGUUUUUUUCGGGGGCGCAUUUUCGUGUGUCAAAGUAGCAGCUAAAAUGAUGGGAGAAAAAACAUAUUUGCCAGUAAUACAGAAAUAAGAUAAUUUAUGUUAAACAUGUUCUGAUGCCUAGAAGAUAGAUUUUACAUGGGGUA